AUGCCUUUCGCACAGCUCGUACUUGGCUCUCCCGGUGCUGGAAAAUCCACCUACUGUAAUGGCAUGCAACAAUUCAUGUCUGCCAUAGGUCGCAAGUGUUCCAUCGUCAAUCUCGACCCCGCCAAUGAUCAUACGAGCUAUCCUUGCGCCAUCGACGUGCGCAGUUUUAUAAAACUCGAAGAUAUCAUGGAAGAGGAUUCAUUGGGUCCCAAUGGCGCCGUACUCUACGCACUUGAGGAAUUAGAACAGAAUAUGGAGUGGUUGGAGGAGGGACUGGCGGAGUUGGGCGAGGAUUAUGUACUUUUCGAUUGUCCAGGACAGGUCGAACUUUAUACACAUCAUUCGUCUUUACGGAAUAUUUUUUUCAAGUUGCAGAAAUUAGGAUAUAGACUUGUAGUUCUCCAUCUUUCCGAUUCCUAUUGCUUGACUUUGCCUUCAUUAUACAUCUCGAAUCUCAUCCUCUCUUUGCGAGCAAUGCUGCAAAUGGAUUUACCACAUCUGAACGUUUUGACGAAAAUGGACAAAUUGGCUUCGUAUCCACCACUUCCUUUCAACUUGGAUUUCUACACCGAAGUCCAAGAUCUUUCACAUUUGCUCCCUAGCCUUCAAGAAGAAUCGUCGGUAAUGAGGGGUUCGAAGUUCGAGGGUUUGAAUAAAGCAAUUACACAACUUGUCGAGGAUUUCGGGUUGGUGGGAUUUGAGACUCUAGCGGUGGAGGAUAAAAGAAGUAUGAUGAAUCUACUCCAAGUGAUAGACCGUGCUGGAGGAUAUGCUUUUGGUGGUGCAGAGGGAGCGAACGAUACUGUGUGGCAGGUGGCUAUGAGAGAAGGUACCACAACGAUGGAUAUAAAAGAUGUUCAAGAGCGAUGGAUCGAUCGCAAGGACGAGUAUGAUGAAGCCUAUCGAGAGAUGGAGAAGCAGCAGUUCGAGGCGCAGUCCAAGAUGCAGGAGGAGGAAGAGAACUCGAGAGCUGCUGAAGAUGAUGAUCUCGAGGAGAUGGCUCGGGCACCAUUCGAUUCGGGCGUAAAAGUUGUUAGAACAAAUCAAUGA
Sclerotinia borealis F-4128 is the source of this 1050-nucleotide messenger RNA. NCBI's taxonomy places the organism in Eukaryota, Fungi, Ascomycota, Leotiomycetes, Helotiales, Sclerotiniaceae. The record is from the annotation of a GenBank genome assembly.